GGGCUGCACCUCUGCCGCAGGGCCAGUCGCGCACCUGAGCGCGGAGAGCAGCGAGGACCGGGCCGCCCAGGCCGCAAGUUAUAUAGAGCGCGCGCGGGUGAGACGUGAGAGUGCUUUGGGAUUGUAAUCUACCCUUUUUGGUCGUCAUCAGCAUGUUCCCGAGUCAAGGAUGGCCGCAGAGGCCGUCCCUUUCGUGGCUCCUAGUAUUUGUUGCGACGUUCUGGUGCGUGGCCGGGCAGGAGAACGCGGGCAUGACCAUCUCGCCGUCGCUGGUGGAGUGCUACAGCAACGCGUCGCUGCUGUCCGGGGACGCGCUGCCCACCUUCGGCAUCGGCCAGCUCAUCGACCUCAUCCGCAAGGUGGAGAACUCCCCCUACACCCGGCUCGACCUCCGGAGCAUGGCUGUGCAGCUGACGCACAGGUUCCGCCAGGACGGCAUCCGUCGUGACCCUCGCACCAUGGCCUCCGAGGGGGUGAUCCCCUACACCCCGGCGGGGCCCGAGUUCUUCCGGCACACCAUCCUGCUCAAGAUGCUCAUCCCGGGCAACGCGUACAACUUCCCCAACGCGAGCCUCACCACGGCGGAGCAGUGCGCGCUGCACUUCAUGCUGUCCUCCACGGUGGACGACAUCCAGCGCAACAACGAGGACUCGGAGUGCAGCAACCUGCGCAACUACGAGACGGACGUGAGCGGCAGCAGCACCGGCGGCGGCGCGUCCGGCUACCGGCAGCCGGGCGGCGGCGGCUACAGCUCGGGCGUGAGCUGGAACAGCCGCCGCUACCCGCAGCAGUCCACGCGCGGCCCGCGCCGCAGCCGCAGGGAGGCCGCGGCCGGCCUCGAGUCGGACGUCGAGAUCCUGGACCCCACCCUGGAGGCGGAGGUGAACAAGGCCAAGUACACCAACUACGCGCACAGCCGCUGCCCCAUCCAGGGCGGCGUGGUGUUCACCCCCUGGGGUGCUGUGAGCGCGGGCACCGUCAUCGCCGGCAUCGCGGCCGGGCUGGUGCCGCAGACCGUGUCCACCAGGGACCUGGCCGUGGCCAUCCAGCGCUCCAAGUACUUCACGAGCCGCGCCAGCCGCCCGGGGAUGUCCAGCGCCGACACGCUGGGCUCCAUCAACAACAAGUGGGCGGCGACGUUCUCCGGGGACCUGGCGCAGGUGGCGCUGCUGCAGGGUCCUCAGGACCCCACCAGGAUGGCGGUGGGGCUGCCCGCGGGCUGGACCUCCACCCUGGAGCCCAAGAAGUACUACCUGAGCCAGCCGGUGGACGGCGCCAUGAGCGAGGCCGACGUGCGCGGCUGCAUCGACGGCAUGCUGCUCGGGUCGAACGUCAACGACUGGUACAGCCGCUCCCGCUCCAACCUGCGUCUGUCGCAGCUGCUCGACAUGUACUACUCGGAGCGCGGCGUGUUUGACCGCAACACCCGCGCCUGCCUACGCCGCGAGCGCAUCGGCGACGUGGCCACCACCACGGCGCUGGACGCCCAGACGGAAGCUUUCUCGAAAUUCUACGGCGCCAACAACCCAAUCACCGUCACCAUGUCCGACGACGUCAUCACCAGCCUCUCGGACACCGCGGUCAACAAGCUGCAGUCUUUCAUUCGUACGUAGGACUCUUUUUUUUAGAGGUUACCAAAAAACUUA
Molecule: messenger RNA, 1646 nt
Organism: Frankliniella occidentalis (western flower thrips)
Lineage: Eukaryota; Metazoa; Arthropoda; Insecta; Thysanoptera; Thripidae
Exons: 8
Coding region: 153-1613 (486 amino acids)
Source: RefSeq, a predicted model, not a curated record